CGCGCCGCCUCUUCUCACGGUCCUGGGAAUCGCUGUUCGUGCACAUCCCUACGGACAGGGCGAGCGCUCGCCCACACACGCCCCGUGUGUACCUGCGGCGGGGCCGGCACCGAAGAUUUAUGACACGUAUAUCCAUAUCCCAAAGCCUGUCCUAAUACACGUACAGAUAAAUGCGUGUUUGUUUUGCACGUGUGUCUCAUAUAUGCGGGUUCUGCCUAUGCAAUGCAUGGAAUUUAUAUGUCUGUACAGACCAAUAGGUACAUGUGUCACGGUGUUACACCUGUGUACAUCGGCGCCUGUGCUUUCCGUUGAAGUACACGUACACCUGUGUGUGUGUGAGAGGUUCCCCCCGCCCGUGGGGCCGGGCUGCUCCGCUCCGCUCCUGGGGCGGGGCCCGUUCCCUAUUCCUGGUUCCCGGUUCCCCGUUCCUGGUUCCCGGUUCCUGGCUCCCAUCCAGCCGCCGUCGCGGGAUCACCUGGCCCUGGGGGACGACGAACCCAUGGCCAGGAAGGAGCCGCUGCUCAGCGCCCUUAAAGAGCCUUUCCUCUCGCUGCUGCUGGUGCUGACAGAGAUAGAUUUCUCCCUGGACCUGCAGAAUUGCAGCUUCUUGGACGAGAGCUGGCUGCUGCCGGUGUGCAGUAUUUACGAGACAGUCCCGUGCAGAGCACUGGGGAUGGUGCUCAGGUACGUGGACGGCCGAGUCUUUGUCACCAAGGUGCUCCCUGAGAGCCAGGCAGAGGUGGACGAGGUGGUGCUGGCCGGUGACAUCCUCGAUGAGAUCAACGGCUGCUCGCUGAGAUACGCCUCCCCCGGGCAGGUGGGUGGGGACAGAGGGCUUCUGUCCCCCUCUUCUGCCCCCUGCUCCCCUCUGCUCCUUCCUCCCUCUAGGCUGGAGCUGUGCUGCAGAGGCUGAAGGGACAACCGCUCACCUUGCGCCUGCUCCGCUGGCGGUGGCACCACGGGACGGUCUUUGAGCCGCUGCUGCCCUACCUGAAGGCCCUGAAGGAGAAGGAGCCCCAGUUCCAGCUGCAGCACAGCCCCCGGCACAGGGGCGAGGGGGAGCCCCGGCAGCUGCAGGGGGGCAGGUGGGUCUGUGCCAUGGGCAGCCCCUGGGCUGGGCUGAGGGUCCUGGCACUGGGGUGGCACGGUGCCCACACUGUCCCUGAUCUCUGCUCCAGGCUGUGGGGCCAAGGCUGCCCCCAUGGCCUGGAGGUGAGGAGGGGAGGGGGCUGGGAGCAUCUUCCCCUGCAAAGAGCAGCAGGAGGGAAGUGUGGGGUCCUUCCUCUGAUGCCCCCCGAGCCCUUUUCUCCCCAGGCUGCUCUACAACCUGCGGUUCCUGGGCCAGACCAGCGUUGGGACGGUGAGGCUGUGGGGCAGAGACCUGCCAGGGAGUGAAUCAUCUCUUCUGGGGUUCUUUCCAUGUGUCCAAGGGUUAUUCCCUCCUUCCCAUUCCAUUUCAGUAUGGUGGCAAAGAGGUGCUGGAGGGGGCCAUCCCUGCCGUGCUGGAGAGGAACUUGGCAGCGCGGGUGAGCAGCAGGGCUGGGGACAUCCUGGGAAGGGCUCUGUCAGAGGAUG
This is a messenger RNA of Pyrgilauda ruficollis (rufous-necked snowfinch), 1575 nucleotides long. RefSeq lists its product as uncharacterized. NCBI's taxonomy places the organism in Eukaryota, Metazoa, Chordata, Aves, Passeriformes, Passeridae. The coding region runs from base 203 to 913 and encodes 236 amino acids. Gene Ontology annotation, molecular function: protein binding. The transcript has 5 exons. The record is from RefSeq and is a predicted model, not a curated record.